Dermacentor albipictus is the source of this 5480-nucleotide messenger RNA. RefSeq names its product nose resistant to fluoxetine protein 6-like. Lineage: Eukaryota; Metazoa; Arthropoda; Arachnida; Ixodida; Ixodidae. The record is from RefSeq and is a predicted model, not a curated record. Gene Ontology annotation, molecular function: acyltransferase activity, transferring groups other than amino-acyl groups.
GGAAGUAUACACGAAUGACCAUUUCCUAUAGGUGCCCAGAAGAGGCGAUCGUGCGGAGCAUAGGAUAGUGCUGGACCGAUGGUAGCGUCAUCGGCAUCGAGAAGGGCUGCUAUUAUUGCGCGUCCAUGCCUCCAGAGCAGGGCGGCAUCCGACUGCCUCCUUGAACGAGUCACUUCCCUAGCACCAGUCCAGAUGUUCGCCGCGUUGAAGGAACUCUGUCUUCGUUGACUGUGCCUUUCCCAAGAGAAAGUUGAACGCCGUGUGAUGGUGGUUCAAAGCUGGUGACUGCUCCCUCACAGCAGUGAACAGAUCGGAAGAUUGAAGGGUGGCGCUACACGGCCGUUCUUGGUACUUACCUUGUAAUAAGCAGCAACCAACAGCCGACAAAAAUGCAUCCGACAGUGAGUCUAGUCAUGGCCUUAGCCAUCGUGGACCGGACGUGGUUCAACUCACCAUUCGUCUGCGGAGAAGAGACGUCAACGAAAAGCCUGGAAGCAGAAUUGACGAAUGUUGGCGGCAUGCUCAUGAAGAAGCUGAUGCCAGUGGCCUCGGAGCUCGCCACCAGCCCCGAGCUGAGCACUGCGUGCGCUGGCAGCCUAUUCAAGGUGCUCAAGGCUACGAAAACCAGAGAGCCAUGGGUGAUAAGAAUGAUCCUGGCUAAUGGAAUACUUCCGAACAACCUCCUCGAGGGAAGUCUCAUCAGCCUUGGAGGCUACGAACAGUGCCUCAAGACCAGGGUGUUCAACUCGCAAGGCGAGUUAACAGACAGGGGACAGUAUUGCAGCCUCUUCGUCUACCCACCCUGGUCACUCCUCGAGACUCUCGUGGAAAAGUUUCAGGCUGUUGGCGAAUUUUCAGGCAGGUUGAACCCCCUCACGAUCACCACGAAUGAAAAGAUAGGAAGGAAAGCGUUGCGUAUUGGACUGUGUACGCUCGAUGCUUGCUCCGAGGAAGAAGUCAACUUCCUAGCUGCUGGAGUUUUCCAGCAAUACGGCGCAAACACAACGGUUACCGGCUGCCGAACAGACAAACCACCGCAGCUGACGAAACUUCAGUAUGCUUCAAUAUAUUACUUGAGCGUCCUUGGACUUCUCGUUCUUCUAGGAACGCUUAUUGAAUGGCUCGUGCUGAAGCUCCCGGCACCGGACAUGGAAGCCAGUCUGUUACGCAUCUGGGGGCCAUUCAAAGUGUUCAUGUACUUCUCUGCAAUCAGCAACACAAAACGCCUUCUGAAGACCACAGCAAGAAAAGACAAUGAAAACCUGGUCUUUAUCAGCGGUUUCAAGAUAUUCCUCAUUUUCUGGGUUAUCUACGCACAUUGCUACGUCUUGAUACAGCCAGAGUUUGUGCGGAGCCCGUUUGUCUUCGUAGACCUGUCAGGGAAAGUUAUGUUUCAAUUGAUGCUCAAUGGUCUCCUCAGUGUGUCCACGUUUCUGUUCUUAAGCGGAUUUGUGAUGUCAUACUUAUUGCUCCAGUCCCGCGCACUAAUUCGCAAGCAAAAUCCGAUAGCUGUGUACAUCAUAGCCGCCGUUCGGCGGUAUAUCAGGCUGAUGCUGCCCAUCGUGUCUGUGGUGAUGGCAUGCUUCCUUCUGCCGCACUUUGCGGAUGGCCCUGCAAACCACGAACUCUUACAGCAGCAGGUGGACGGGUGCAUCAACCGUUGGUGGGCGGUGUUGCUCAGCUUCAACAACUUCUACCCCGUCGACAAGAUGUGCAUGAUUCACCUGUGGUAUGUGAGCACCGAUGUUCAAAUAUUUCUCGUGAUAGCAUUUCCCCUCACCAUCCUUUUUGUCUGGCACCCCAAGUUCGCCUUUUUGGUGUCAUGCGUUGUUUCUCUAGCAUUCUGCAUUUUGGUAUCGCUACAAACUCACUUUUGGCACCUGCUUUACUCCGCGACGACAGCCUCCAAUGACAUGGUGCGCCUUGUAGAAACUAUCGAGCUGGUCUACUUCCGACCCUUCACACAUGUUGCGACGUACGUUCUUGGUGUCGUUACCGGAUACUUGGCGUUACAGUACGGGAACGUGAAAAUUGGCCUGGUUAUGCAGCUAGCUCAGUGGAUCAUAUCACUGGCACUCACCGGCUUCGUGCUGUUCAUCACCCUGCCAUGGAAUCGAGGCAAUCCACCAGAUGACAUAACGACGGCCAUUUACUCCGGUUUCCAUCGUCUGGUCUGGUCAGUGGGCCUCGUCUGGCCCACGUUUGCCUGCGCCACAGGUCGAGGAGGUUUGCUGAACGCCUUCUUCUCGUGGAAACCAUUCUUGCCAUUGUCUAGGCUCGUUUAUUGUGUCUACCUCAUUCAUGUGCCUCUCAUAUACCUUCGCAUGGGAAUUAUAAAAACGCACAUCAACUUCAACGAGUUCUUUCAGCUCACCACUGCCAUCGGCCUGUUAGGCAUGAGCUUGUUCCUGGCAUACCUUCUGUACCUGUCCACGGAGGCUCCCGUGGCACGCUUCGAGAAGCUAAUAUUCGAGGGAAAAAGGAAGGAUGCUCUCAUGAACAGUGUCAAGAAAUCUGCAGCUGCUCCGCAUUCAAAAGUGGCCAUUGUUGAGGUCGAAACCAGAACGGUUCCUCUGACGGACAAUUUCAACAACAACCCACAGAAAAACCCGGAAAUUACGCUCACCAUGGAGGAAGAUGCGAAGAAGCUGACAAUGAAUGCAGGUGGCGUCGACAACCACGCUUUCCAGACUGACCCUGAAAAGUCAAAGCUCAAAGAUUCAAAGAGAGGGAGGAAGGAACCUCAAGGAUGUCGAACAGAUGCACGCAUGGUUGGCUACAAUGCUCUGAGGGAGGGUCGCUUCAGCCCCUUGAUAGCCACGGCGGACACGAAGAGUGGAAGACAGAGCGUGCGUAUCGGUAUUUGCACGCCGUCUGCCUGCACAGUCGCUGACCUGAACGCACUGGUCUCGGGUGCAAGCGCGAUGAACUUGAUAGGUAGCAACAGGCUUCCUCUGCUUGGAUACAUGGUCGCCCACUUUAUCGCUUCUAGUGAAUGCGUCGAUGAUACCACAACCACCGUGGCUGGAGCGCCGAUUGACAGCGAGGCAAGCACGCGCAGCUUUGAGGCCGACGUGGACGAUGCCCUCACUCUGCUUUCCCGGAAGGCGCUGCCACUGGUCUCGGAGUUGUUGACGAGUGGGGAGGUCGGCGCUGCCUGUUCUUCGAGUCUCAUCAAGCUCUUCCUGCAUCUAAGGCUCAAGGAACCAUGGGCGAUCCGCAUGGUGACCGCCAAUGGCCUGGUGCCGACCAACCUGCUCGAGGGCAGCCUGGUGAGUUUGGGAGGCUACGAGCAGUGCCUCAAGACCCGCUUUCAUGACUACCAGGGCGAGCUACUCUUCAAAGGCCGCUACUGCUCGCUCUUCGCCCAAAUGCCCAAGGAAGCCAUGCGCAGCCUCGUGGAGCGUUUCCACGCCGCCGGCAUGUUACGCGGGCGGAAGGAUCCACUGACUGCGACUACGGACACCGGUUUUCACAGCAUCGACUUUAGAGUUGGGAUAUGCCUGCCUUCACUGUGCUCACACUCUGAAAUAGAUUAUUUGUUUAGUUCAAUUAUGAAGUUAUACGGAGUGAAUGCCACGGUUCGUGGUUGCAGAACUGAUGAUCCAAAGUCCUUAACUAUACUCCAGGCCUGCUCCAUUGCGCUCUUCUGCUCUCUAGCACUACUUUUAUGCGCUGGAACAAUCGCAGAGUGGUAUGUGAAGCCAUUAGGCCACACGAAACCCAGUAAAAAGGCUGAAGCUUUUCCCUUCAAGUUCUUGUGCUGGUUCUCUGUCAUUUCGAACACCCAACGCCUCUUCAAUGCCAGCCAAUAUAAAGGAACCCCACGCGAAAAUUUGCUCUUCUUCAGCGGAGCCAAACUGAUCCUGUGCUUCUGGGUGGUUUUCUUUCACUCUUACACGCUGAUUCAACCCGAGUUCUACCAUUCCGGCUUCAAGAUAUUUGACAUGGGAGACCGGGUGUAUUUUCAGUUAAUAACAAAUGCUUUUUUGUCAAUUUCCAGCCUCUUCUUCAUUCAAGGAUUUACGUUUUCGUACCUCGUUAAUGUGGGCCACGAAGCGCUUCCUGCAACAAAGUGCUUGCGUUCUUACUUGCUGAUUCUAGUUCAUCGGUACAUCAGACUGACUGUCCCCGUUGUGAUUGUGGUGUUCUUCGCAUUCCUGCUUCCCACCAUGGGUGAAGGGCCCGCUGACCAAGAACUCUUUUCGAAACAAAUCGGCAGGUGUGCAGAAAAAUGGUGGACGGUAAUCACGCACACGAACAACUUCAACGCGCUCAAUGAAACCUGUUUAGUACACCUUUGGUACGUCAGCACAGAGAUGCAGCUCUUCACCCUCACGCUGCCAUUCACCAUGCUUCUGCCUAGAUUUCCGAAAACAACUGUGACCGUGCUGCUGUUGACUGGAGUUACCUGCAGCACUUACACGGCCUUCCGCACAUUCUUUACGAAUCUGCUUUACGGCAUGACAACUGGCACGAACGAUGGACGGCGCAUCUUCAAAACUAUAGAGUUGAUUUAUUUUAGACCAAUAACCCACGUGGCGACGUACGUAAGUGGAAUCCUGGCAGGGUACCUGGCUGUGAGAUACAAGGAAGUCACCAUAUCUGGUAUCACUCAAGCAUUGCUCUGGCUGAUGUCAGCCGCAGUCAUGAGCUUCAUUUUAUUCAUCACAUUGCCAUGGAAUCGGGGGCACUUACCGGACCCCAUCACCAAUGCUAUAUACGGAGGAUACCACCGGCUCCUAUGGUCACUGUCACUAUGCUGGCCGGCUUACGCCUGCGCUACGGGCUGUGGAGGCAUGAUAGCCCGGAUGUCAUCGUGGAAAGGGUUCGUGCCCCUCGCUAGGCUCACGCAAGGUGUGUACCUACUUCAAGGCGUGUUCCUUCUUCUUCGGAUGGCGCUCGUAAAGACACGCUUCAACUUGGACGACUUUUUUCAGCUUACGAACACGCUGGGAAUCAUAGGCAUCAGUUACUGCUUCGCAUACCUGCUCUUUCUUCUGUGUGAUGCGCCCAUCGAAAAUGUUUAUGAGCACAUUUUCGGCAACAAAGUUCCUGAAACUUCCCAGCCUACAAUGUCCACUCCCAGGCCACUACAGACAAGUGACCAAAUCCGACGGCUUCCCUGGUCAUUAAAUGCCCUCCUGUCCUCAAGAAUCUUCCAAGUGCUUGGACGACUCGUGUAUGGCACGUAUUUAAUUCAUUUUCCUUUGCUGUUAGUCCGCAUCGGAAUCAUCAAGACACCCCUUCAAGCCGAGGAAUUUUUCCAGACGCUGGAAUUUAUUGGCAUCACCGUGCUGAGCAUGACGCUCGCGGUGCUCCUGAACAUCACCUGCGAGUCCCCCAUCGACACACUGGACAGAAUGCUUUUUCGCUCUGUCGACAAGCGAAUUAUCAAAGAGCUCAACAACACGGAGGCUUCGAAGAAGCCGCCCUUGCCGGAGAUCGUCGAGAACAAACACGAGAAGUCUCGUCUGUAA